Molecule: messenger RNA, 1481 nt
Organism: Porites evermanni
Lineage: Eukaryota; Metazoa; Cnidaria; Anthozoa; Scleractinia; Poritidae
Source: the annotation of a GenBank genome assembly
AAUAGUGAACAAAUAUUGAGAAAAGCAAACAAAGAACUCAAGGACGAAGUAGCAGAGCUUAAAGUGAAGCUAGAAAAGGUUUUGAAAGAGUUAAGUGAACAAACUGAAGAAUGCAAACUAAAUGUCGGUAAUGGCGUCGAAGUGUUGUCACCAGACAAAACCAAAUCAGUGGAGUUUGUUUUGGACCGGAACGAUGAUUUGAUUGCUUUCAAAGUAAGUGCCAGUAAAGAGCUUUAAGAAAUUAGGGCAAGACUCGAUAAUAUAUCUGAGACCUGCGACCGCAUCCAGAAAUCGCUAGAUGUUUUUGAACUGUACAGCUAACAAUUCAACAUCAAGAUAGUCGGAAUGCCAAAGGUUGCUGAACGUGAACACCCUGAGCAAACUGCAAAUCUAUGCCUACAGUUAUUUUCAGCCUUGGGAGUAAAGGGAGUGUUGAUCCAGGAUAUUGAUACGGCCCACCGAGUGCCAUCUAUGAAGCCGUCAAAUCGACCCAAGGCAAUCGUUUGUAAGUUUGUACGAAGGCUAGCUAAAGACCAAGUAAUGGCAGCCAGGAAGAAAGUUGGUGGCCUCAAGGCCAAAGAACUUGGAUUUGCAGCUGAUAUCAAUGUCAAGUAUCUUAAUAUCUAUGAUCACUUAAUGCCACGGUUACAAGCCUUAUAUCAUGAAGCAAAGAAGUCAAAGAGGCUAAGAAGUACAAAUUUUGUCGGGCAAAAAAUGGCCUUGUGUAUCUUCGCAAGGCUGAAGAAUCCACAAUUUACAAAUUCGCUGACCUUUCUGAGCUUAACAAGAAAUUUAGCACGGCCUCAGAAGCUGGAGUGAACGAUCACCUACAGAGCUAAGUAUUCAAGUACUUUUUAUAUUCUAUCAUUACGAAGUAAUCAAGUUUGACUAUUGACAUGCCUACAAAGACCAUUGCUAAGCAACAACAGAAGUUCAAUAAAUCUCUGUUAAAAGAUUUACCGUACUUUAAUUUCAGAGGUAACUUAGUCCUUGCCCAUGGCCAAUUUAAUAAUUCACUUAAUAGUGAGCUCCCGACUAAACAAGAUCUAGAUAAACUCCAUAGUUUAUAUGAUCUGGAUUUGUUUAAUUUGAAUAUGGCCUUUGAUACCAACCAAACUGAUAAUGAUGCUUUAAUGAGCCAAUGUAUUAGAAGCUGAUAUUUUUCUCCACACAGUCUUAAGCAGUUUACUAAUAAUCUUCCGCAGGAUCAAAUUGAAUCUAGUCUCUCAAUUUUUCACAAUAAUAUUAGAAGCCUUAAUCAUAACCUCGAAAAUCUAGUGACUCAUUAUUUACAAGAAUUAAGUAUUCACUUCAAUAUAAUAGGUGUCACGGAAACUAAAAUCACCAAUUCUAAUGAGAAUACAGGCCUUUCAAACAUACCCGGUUACGUUUUUGAACUCGUUCCAACACCUCUAGCAUGUGGUGGUGUAGGCCUCUUUGUCGAUGAAACACUUAGUUAUUCAGUUUUAGAAAAAACUUAG